This is a messenger RNA of Leishmania braziliensis MHOM/BR/75/M2904, 2352 nucleotides long. RefSeq lists its product as hypothetical. The transcript has a single exon. Gene Ontology annotation, molecular function: 3'-5'-DNA exonuclease activity. Bases 1 to 2352 code for a protein of 783 amino acids. Gene Ontology annotation, cellular component: cytosol. NCBI's taxonomy places the organism in Eukaryota, Euglenozoa, Kinetoplastea, Trypanosomatida, Trypanosomatidae. The record is from RefSeq and is a predicted model, not a curated record.
AUGGGCUUCGUCGAUCGCGGAGGUGGCCGGGAGGCGAAGGGCUCAAGCCUGCGCCGCUCCAAGAAGAACCCCGGUGCCCCCACCACGAAGAACAAGAGCGCCAGCAAGAGCUACACAACCCCCACCACACGAUCCACGCCAAUGCCGCCGCCGGUGUGUCUGCCAGUGCUGAAGGCCCUAAUCGCGCCCACCGCCAGUGAGGGAACCGCGGCAAAGGCGACGGCAGCGUCGACGGUGGCCGGCUACGAGAAGGCGCUUGCAGCGGUGCACGCGGCUGCACAAGCCGGCGGCUCGCUCCACAUCGACGCCGCUGUAGCGCUGCUCUCACGCAAGUUGAAGGAGGAUCAGGAGGGCAUCUUCCGCCGCGCCGUCGAGGAAGGCAAGCUGGCCGCCAUGGUGUGCUGGUGUGGUGAGGUGGAGCGGCAGUCGCUGCUGUUGGACACUUGUGCGCAGCACAACAAGCUGUACCGCGGUGCACUAGAGCAGCAGCAGGAACAGUACAGCACCACCGGUAGUCAUGUCCGUCAUGUGCACUUCAAGAAGGACUACACCGCCCCGCCUGGCGCCGUGGUCGCCUCCAUCACAACAGAGGCCAUGGCCUCGCCGUCGUCGGCAAAGGCCGGCGUCACUCUCUACGCGGUGCUUGGCAUCCAUGUCAACAACAUUGAUCGCUUGAACAUUCAACUGCAUGGCCAGUGGGUCAAGGAACUCGAGCGUAACGUGAAGCACAGCGACGUUGUCGGAGUCCUUACGGGACUGAACCUCAGCCGCGACCACGGCACGCACUACGCGCAGGAGCGCCUGUUCAAGGAGUGCUGGCGUGUGGCGGCUGAGGUGCAUCUGCCGCUGGUGUUGCACCUCUACGCAGUGGACGCGGCGUCGCUCACUGAAACGGUGAACCACGCCGCUAAGCUGCUCGAUGAACUCCUCGCCGCCGCGUUAGCGGCGACGGACGAGGACGACGACGCCGCCGGCGCCGCUCCGUCUGCCGUGGUGCUGUACGACGCCUUGCGCGUCCUCCACGCUUCCACAGCAAUGCGAAAGCUUCUCCGCGCACACCACCCAGCAGCGGAGACGACAGCAGCGGUGGCCGCUGUCCCCUUUUACGCGCUGGUCACGGCAGACGGCCUGGCGUUGACGAAGGAGGAGGACGGCGAAGCGGAGGGGACAACGGCGGCAGCGAGCGGGCCAUCGGCUGAGGCACUCGCGGCCCUGCUGCCUCCGCGUGCCCAGAUCGCCUCCUCCGCUGCUGUGCACCUCUCACAGCUUCUCAUCGGCACUGGCGCGCCCUGGGGCACGCCGCAGAAUCUGCCAGACCCCCACCUCCGCACCCUGCCCAACGAGCCGGGGAACUACACCUACGUUCUACAGACACUCUACGACACGAUGCAGGCACCGACGGCGGUUGCAGCGCUGACGCUCGCUGAGUUGUCAGCCAUCGUGGUUGUGAAUCAUCUUCGCGUUUUCCUCCACGAGUGCAUCGUGGCGCCGCCGCCGCAGCAGCAGCAGAGUAGCAGCGGCGACACGACGACUACAGACGCGGCGCAGCAGCAACAGCGCCAGUGGGCCGAGUCGCAGCAGCCUGGGGCCGUGGCUGGACUAGAAGACAGCGACGCCAAACGCGACCUGGAGGCGCUGCUGGUUGAGGCCGCGAAGGAGCGCGAGCGGCUGGUGCAGGAGCGGCUGCGCGAGGAAGAAGCACGGGAGCAGGCUCGUAGCGAGGAGCUUCAGGAGAAGCGGAGUAAGCGCGAGAAGAAGAAGAAUGUGAAGGCGAAUAACCGGUCGAACUUCACACAUUUCCGCAACAAGGACUUCGCGCCUCGGCAGAGCAAGCAGGAGAGGCUGACGCAUCUGCGAGAGGUGGGGAGUCGCGAGGAAAGCGACGCUGACGUUGACGGCAAAGAGGACGCCCGCGAGAAGGCGCUGUCGUCGACAUCGGCGUCCUCCGAAAGCGACAGCAACAGCGGUGACGGCGCCGCGGAGCCGAACAGCCUGGCGGCCGAGGUGGAGCGGCUUCUGCAGGCAAACGCGGCCCACUGCGACCAGAAGAGCGUGGCGCAGCGGCAGCCAGCAGAGGGGACCAAGGGGAAGGGGAAGAAGGCGUUGCCUGGCUCAGGGAAGGCGCACAGUACUGCCAACACGAAGGAAGGGCAGCAGCACGGCGCCGGUGCCGGCGGCAACGUCGAGAACGAAAGCCUCGACAACAGCAGCGACACUGGAGAAGCCCAGGACCCCACGGGGCCAACGAUGGUGAGGGCAAAGAUGCAGAUCUCACGUCGGCAGCGCAAGCGCCAGCAAAAGCGCCAACAACAACAACACCGUGGCGACGACAGCAGUGAUGACGACGCGUGA